UCAAUUAUUAAUAGUAAGCCGCCAUUUUAAAUAUGGAAAUCUGGUCUAGUCUAGUUCUAAAGUGUUUUGAUAUAUCAGUUAAAGAGUAUUUUGUUGUUGCUUGCAUUCGACUUUUAAACAUAUAAACUAAUUUUAAUACCUAUAUGUCAUAAGAUAGUUUAUUAUAUGGAAUAGAAGGUAAUUGCGACUAGCAAGUGUUUUAUUUUUUAUUAGAAGCGACAAGUGAAACCUUCCGUAUUCCAGAAACACGGCUAAGGCUGUUAGAAUAACCUCAACAUGCGAGUAGCUGUGAUUACAGUAAAUUAUGUGCAAGUAUAUUUCAAAUAAAACACUCUCCCCGGAGCUAACAAUUAAGCGUAGUGAAAGUGAUGGGUGUUAUCAAGCAUAUUCAAGUAUACUUAAGAACUUCACAGAAAAUGGUCAUUAUAUUAAAUUGACAGAGAUAGUCUAUGAUAUUCCAACGUUUGUUCAACAGAUUUCGGAGUUCAUAAAAACUGGAAAUUACGCAGAGCUUGAAAAUAAAUUAGACAAGAUUAUAGAGUUUCUUUCGGAAGCCAAUGCUGUCUGCAAAUUCACACAAAACACAAACCUGUGUCAGGAAAUCGAACAGACUCUUGGGCCUACUCCUAAACGUUUUGAUGAAACUUGUGUUGAUGAUAAGACAUCCUGCGAUUCAAAAGAAGUAAAGGAACUAAACGUAGACGACAGACAAGAUAAAUCAGAUGGAUUAAGUACAUCAGAUCCUGCUGUAGAUGUAAAAACUCAACUUAAUCAGCGCGACCAUUCAAUGCCAGAAUAUUCCAAACAUAAAGAGUUAUUUAAUAAACUUUUAAAAAGUCUUCAAGAAUGUGCCUCUGCCAAUUCAGAUGACGCAAACGAAUUAGCAGAAAUAGUUCUGAAGGCUGCAUAUAACGCUAAAGUGCAUGGUGAACCAUUCUCUGAAGAGGAGCGUAAAGUAAUAGGACCACUGGUAAAACAGUGUAUCGACAAACUAGGCGACUGUGUAUUUUAUAAUGGAUAUUCAUUUGAUAUAGACAAUGGACCUUACAUCUUAGUCUUAAGGUCUGCUAUUCAAAUAAUUUUAGAUAAUUACAAACAUUUUCCUUGUGGAGAAAACAAAACCUUGGAGACAGUUUUUAUAAAUUCAGAUAUUAACGAAUCAAUAGAAACACUAGAUGAAGGUAUAAAUGACUGGAAAAAAUCAUUGAAUGUCUUAAGCUACGACAAUGUCAUUCAUACUAAACAAGAACUAACUCGACCUAAAGAUUUGCCAGAAACACAUACGUGGUGGUUUUAUAAUUAAGAAUAGAUAAUAGACUAAUUUCACAACACGCUGUUAAAAGGAAAAUUUCUUAACAGCCACACAAAAUCAUUCUUUUCAUUACAAAAAAUGCAAUAUUUCAAUAUAUUUUAUUUUUAAUCAAAUACUAAUUCCAUACUGUUCCAAAAAUAUUUUAAACUUAUAAACAAUUAUUGAUUUUGAUAUAAAACAGGGACUUUAAAUAAUUUAGGUAAUAUAUAAUGUUACACAACAUUUUAAAAUAAUGUUUUUGCAUUAUUUUUUAAAUACAACAAUUAUCAAUUAAAAUUCUUGUUUUCAAAAAUAUACUGAAUAAUUUUGAAAAUGUGUAGCAUUUGGGAGAGGAGAGCUGAAUCUAUUCAUGAACAGUUGGCUAAUAACCACGGAAAACAUGAAUUUAAAAUAGAGGCUCAGGAUAAAGAAUUGCUUUCGGAUCAUUUAACUUUUUUAUUAACUGCGGACACUGAAUUAAUACCUAGUGAAAAUGAUAAAAAGGUCAUCGAAGAUAUAAUUGACAUUAUUAAGAAGAAAGAAGGCGUUGAUGAUGCAUGUGAUACUUAUGUGUUGCUGAUUUGCACAUGUAUAGAUAUUGAUGGAUCAGGAUGUGCUUUAAUGCCAUUAAUUGGGUAUAGAAAAAAUACAUAUAUCAGCUUCAUUGACCACACGGCAAAAUCCUAUGAAACAUGGGAUAGUUUUCAAAAGGAUAACGCAUGGAAAGGCUUUUCAAUUUGCUUACCUAAGGAUGGGAAAUAUAAAAAGGGUGAAAGUUUAUGUUACCUUAAAUCUGUAGCAAAAGAAAAUGUCCAAUCGUACGACUGUUUUAAAAAAGAACUUGAUAAACUAAGUUUUGAUCCGGACAAUCUGAAACAUUCAGCUUUUAUUGAAAACAACUUUUUGAAGUUUUUCGAGUGGUUUUGUAAAAUCUUCACAGAUAGUGAAAUAAAACAGUAUAAAGAGACACUGCGAUUUUCAUUUUAUUUAAAUUCUCUUAAAACUGAGACAAGUAAAUACAUUGAGUGCGUUAGCAGAGAAUUUAAUUUCGGCAAAAGAGAUAUUUUAAAUUUGCUGCUGGAGGGUUUUAAAGAGAUAACUGGAAAAAGACGAGAGUAUCUCGGUAAUGCAUACUUUAUAAGAAAUAUAUUUAGCAUACUUAUUGUGAGCAAAAACCUAGAUUAUUUGCAACUGUAUAACAAUAAUCAGCUACAAAUUACAACAAAUAAUCUGACAUUACAUGCCAAAGCUCUGGUACAACUGAGUGAUGAAAAGCUCUUUAGCAUCUUUGUAGAAGUCCCCACACAUGAAGAAGAUGUAGAAUAUUACGGUGAAUUAAAAAACCUCCGUUUCAAAUUAAACUCACAAAGACAAAAUGAAUUGAAGCGUAUUUGCAAGGCGCUUGGUGUUAGUAAUAUUCAUGAGUUUAAGCUAAAUGGUCAAAUUAUAUUUAAAGAAAUUGAACCGAUUCAAAUUGAUUCCCUCUUUAGUGUUAUGCUUCGCGCAUGUCACAAGUUUAAUGCAAUGUAUAUAGAAAUAGGUAUUUGUUUCGCAUCUAAAAUAAAAUGUGAAAAUAUAUAUGAUCUAUGUGCAGCUUUUGAAUAUAUAACCAAAACUCUUGAUAAAAAUGAAAGUAGGAAAUUAAGGAAGCUCAAAAAAGAAAAAGAUGAAUUGAGAAGAAAAGAUAUAGAGAAGGAAAUAGUAGAAAAUUUUAAGCCGCACUUAGAAAAACAUACAAAGACUUUCGAAGAGAAGAUAGAAAAAUGGAAGUAUCUGGCUCAAACUGGAGAGUUGAAUUUUGUUCGGCCAAUAACUGCUGCAUAUCAUUACAUCAAACACAAUAAAGUUAAAAAAACAAAUGCCCUACUAUCAGAAGAAGAAUAUAUUGCCUUAGCCAGACGCCUGGUAUCAAAACGUGAUAUUGCUUUUACCUGGACUCAGGACGGCUCGUCCAAAUGUUUCAACAUUACUGAUGAUGAACAUUGUGCCAAAGCAGUAAUGUAUGAAAAAGUAGAUGGUUCAUCAGCUGUUAUCGCUACUUUGUUCUUUUCAGAGCCGAAGUAAUCAGUUCUAAUAUAACUUUGUUAUGAUACUAAACAACUAUCAGUUAAUAUCACAAUAUUAAAGUAAUGCAUAUUGAUAUGUUUAUCUAUUUCGCAUUGAAAUUACAUUGUGAACAUGUAUAUUACGUGUGUGUGUGUAGUUGCAGUGAGGGUGUACACAUGUUACACUUAGUGGCGGGGUUGUAUCUUCAUUUGUUUAAUUUUUAUUCAAAGGUAAUAGAUGUAGCUUAAUAUAGCGUUAGUUUGCGAUGAAUUGUGGUUUUGUUGUAUAAAGUAGUGCAAUAGUACAAUCGGUACAUUUUUAUAAAUUAAUUUAGAUAUGUCAUGAUUUAGAUAUGUUUUAUAUGACUUACUAUUACUAGUAUUAGCAUUGUUUUUUCCCCCUAAGUAUUGUUAGUUUUUUAAAGAAUUUGUUUUAUCUGGUACUAUAUUUUGGGUAUAGUUGGGUGUACAUUGGUUGAAUACGCAGUAGAGCAGGCCUUUUUCGCUGUGUGCGACGAGACAAAAGCUGCAGUGUGUGUGGACAAUUGUUGAAGAAAUGAGUCGCUUUCUUUAAUGUUGAACUGUGUGUCUGAUAAAGUGGACAAGUUUCAUUUUGUUUUAUUUUUGUAACCUUUAGUAUUGAACGAGAGUAAUUAUUACGUUAAGUCGAGUCCUGUGUCUAUAGGCCUAGUAAUUUAAGGCCACAUAUAAUUUUUGUUGUUGUUGUAAAAUGCGAAACUCGUUAAUUUUUGCUAUUAAUUUUUUACAUUUUUAGGCCUCCACUAUAGUGAUAAUGUAUUACUAUGAUAGGUGGCAACAUUGCUUUACACAUUUAUCUUCAAUUUCUUAAUUACUAUUUAAUUUUAUUGCAUGCACUUAGAGCUUUUUGAAAGUGAAUAUUUAUUUAAGCAUUUGAACAUCGCGGAUAUUUUCUAUCAAUGAAAUGUGAACUUCUUAUUUCAUCCUUAACAUUAUAUAUUUAUAUUUACAU
Molecule: messenger RNA, 4327 nt
Organism: Physella acuta
Lineage: Eukaryota; Metazoa; Mollusca; Gastropoda; Physidae
Source: RefSeq, a predicted model, not a curated record